AUGGUGAUCGGGCCGAGGCUUGCCGUAGCCCGUGCGUUGGCGGCUCUGCAACAGUUCCUCAGGCACCCGCUCAGCCGCCGGGUACCGCUGCCUUCACCGGCUGGGCGGUCUGUGUUACUGAGCAGUAUUUUACAGUGCUCUCUCGCUGAUGAGAAAAAACAAGCCAAAACGAAAGUUCUUUUUAGUAACUUUGUUGAAAUUCGACAUAAAUCCAGUGACUACCCUCAUAAAGUUGCAAAAUAUCCAGAAAACAGAAAUCGAAACAGAUACAGAGAUGUUAGUCCGUAUGACCAUAGCCGUGUAAAACUGCAGAACACCGAGAAUGACUAUAUCAAUGCCAGCCUAGUGGUCAUAGAAGAAGCCCAGAGAUGCUACAUUUUGACACAGGGUCCACUACCUAAUACAUGUUGUCAUUUUUGGCUAAUGGUAUGGCAACAACAAACCAAAGCAGUUGUCAUGCUGAACAGAAUUGUUGAAAAAGAAUCAGUGAAGUGUGCACAAUACUGGCCAACAAAGGAAGAAGAAGUUAUGACAUUCAGUGAAACAGGUUUCCGUGUGAGGCUAGUAUCUGAAGACGUCAAAUCCUAUUACACAGUACAUCUACUGCAAUUAGAAAAUACCAACAGUGGUGAGUCCAGGAUGAUCUUUCAUUUUCAUUAUACUACAUGGCCAGACUUUGGAGUUCCUGAAUCCCCAGCUUCAUUCCUGAACUUCCUGUUUAAAGUCAGAGAGUCUGGUUCCCUUAGUCCUGAACACGGGCCUGCAGUAGUUCACUGCAGUGCGGGGAUAGGACGUUCCGGCACGUUUUCAUUGGUAGACACUUGUCUUGUUCUGAUGGAAAAAAAAGACCCAUUUUCUGUAGAUAUUAAAAAGGUAUUACUGGAUAUGAGAAAAUAUCGAAUGGGACUUAUUCAGACUCCUGAUCAACUAAGAUUUUCAUAUAUGGCUGUAAUAGAAGGAGCAAAAUUUAUAAUGGGGGAUUCAACUAUACAGAAACGGUGGAAGGAGCUCUCCAAGGAGGACCAAGCGCCAAGUUCUGAGCAGUCUCCUCCACACCCAACAAAAAUAACCACGGAGAAGUACAAUGGCAACAGCAUAGGCCUGGAGGAUAAAGAUCAAAUGGAGAAAAUAAAUACUGACCUGUCCACUAAAGUUCAAGAUAUCACAGAUGGAAACAUUGAAAGUACCGUGCGAAAACGACUGCGAGAGGAUAGAAAAGCUAACACAGCACAGAAGCUGCAGCAGAUGAAGCAGAAGCUAAAUGAGACUGAAAGAAAAAGAAAAAGGCCGAGACUGACUGACACCUAAGCCUUCAGGACUUGUGAAUAUUCUGCAGCUAUAAACUGCAAAUCAUUGACAUGCAAAGCAAGACAUGAACCCCUCUUCGGGAACAAAAAGUGAGGUCUGUUAAGUAUCAAGAAGACCUCAGUGUUCUGUUUACAGCGUAAACUGCAUGGAGGGGAUGAAGACCACCAGCAGCGUGCUACUUUGCAAAACAAAAUAAUUUGCCAUCUUGUGUUUUUAUAAUGCCUGUAUUACUGUAGAAAGAUGUAAAAGAAAUAAAUCAGGAAAUAUUUUGUUUUGUACUGCCAUUCUUACUGUAUUUUUAUACUUUUUGGCAGCAUUAAAUAUUUUUUUAAAUUGA
This is a messenger RNA of Pterocles gutturalis (yellow-throated sandgrouse), 1645 nucleotides long. It is a transcript of the gene PTPN2, whose product is annotated as protein tyrosine phosphatase, non-receptor type 2. Gene Ontology annotation, molecular function: protein tyrosine phosphatase activity. Lineage: Eukaryota; Metazoa; Chordata; Aves; Pterocliformes; Pteroclidae. The transcript is spliced from 11 exons. Gene Ontology annotation, biological process: protein dephosphorylation. The record is from RefSeq and is a predicted model, not a curated record. Bases 1 to 1308 code for a protein of 435 amino acids.